AAUAAAAGGAAAGGGCAAGAUAUCACUUGGAGUGUCUCAGAUAAGGUCUGAGAAGUGCUAGCAGUUCUGGUACAAGCAAGUGUCUUCACCUGAAACCAAACAAGUUGCUCAUUUGCCAGUUGUGGAGGAGGAGAAACUAAUGUAAAGCAGAUGACCAUGCAGAAUGCAGUUCAGGUGUGGUUUGGAGAUGAGCUGCCCUUGAGCCCCCGGAGCCCUCUGACUCCGAGGCACGGGCCGGGUUUGGCGGAUGUGUGCCUGUAUGACCAGUGGAUAUCUGUGAGGCACGAGGCCACUUUGGUGCCUAUGCAAGAAGAUCUCUCAAUCUGGCUGUCUGGCUUGCUGGGAAUGGAAGUCAAAGCAGAACAACUGCUAGAAGAACUUGAUAAUGGGGUACUGCUUUGCCAAUUGAUUGGUGUUCUUCAGAACACAGUUAAAAAAUGUUGUAGCACAAAUAACUUAAGGAAUUUUCCUAUGAGAAAAGUUCCAUGUAAGAAGGAUGCUCCAUCAGGAUCUUUUUUUGCCAGAGAUAAUACAGCCAACUUUCUUAACUGGUGUAGAGCCAUUGGAGUUGAUGAGACAUACCUCUUUGAAUCUGAAGGCUUAGUGUUGCACAAGGAUCCAAGACAAGUGUAUCUUUGUCUGCUGGAAAUUGGGCGCAUUGUGUCCGGGUAUGGAGUUGAGCCUCCUGUACUUGUAAAACUGGAGAAGGAAAUUGAGCUAGAAGAAACCCUGCUGAUGACCUCUGGGCCACCAUCACCUCUUAGCACUCCGAAGUCAUGUUGUCACCAUGGCGAGCUACACGAGGCAGUAAAACAUAUAGCAGAAGAUCCUCCCUGCAGUUGUUCCCAUCGGUUUUCCAUUGAAUACUUAUCAGAGGGACGUUAUAGGCUGGGAGAUAAAAUACUCUUCAUACGAAUGCUACAUGGCAAGCACGUGAUGGUGCGUGUUGGUGGAGGCUGGGACACCCUUCAAGGUUUUCUGCUCAAAUACGAUCCAUGCCGAGUGCUCCAGUUUGCAACUCUGGAACAAAAAAUCCUGGCAUUUCAGAAAGGGGUCACCAGUGACAGCGUCCCCAACUUGUCAGCUAGAAAUCAGGAGCCUCCUCUUAUGAAUCCAAUGUCAGCUGUCAAUAUGUUUCAAAAGCAGCCAUCAAAACCUCCCACUCCUGUGUUAGGUCUUGGGGCCAGUGCCAAGAAGGCUUUAUCAAAACGUCCUCAGUCCCCUGCCCUGGCAUCACCGAGAGUGCCAGUGACCCCAUCUUCCACUGCCAAGUCAUCAACGGUCAGGCCCAAAUUACAAGGGUCCUCAGCAGCAGGUGUGCAGUCUCCUUUCAAACCAUCAGCUGGCACCUCAAAGAAACUGGAGUCUCCUGCCUGCAACUCACCAGCUUCUGCUCCUUCACAGCCUGGAAGCAAAAGUUCUUCACGUGCAGGAGCAAGGCCAGCUCUUGCUCCCUCUGAAACGUUGCGCAAGCGUGUUCGAUCCCCUGAUGCUACCAAGGUGAAAUUUGCCCUGCCUUGGGGCUCCCCAGCACCAGCACUCCAUCCUGUCCUCUCACCCUCUAAAAAGCAACCAUCUCUCUUGUCCGGGACAGCUGGAGCAACGACUUCAAAGCAGAAGAGUGUCCCUGCUAAAUGCAAACCUGUAUCUGCCACUAAAACCAAAGCGAAUUCAGUCGCUCCCAGGGCUGCUCGGCUGCCGCCUACAAAUCUGCACACUGUUGCCAAGUUUGCACAUUCUCAGCAAAUUCUUGCAAAACCUCCUGAAAAUGAUGUUCAGAUCUCAGGUCCAGGGUCUCAGCAUCCUCAAAAAGCCCCUCAAACUACUUCUCACCUAGCAAGGAACUUGAAAACUGCUUCCGAGCUAAAACUUUCUGCUUCUGCACCUUCCCUUGCAGAUAGCAAAGCAUCAAAGUCACCACCUCCAUGGUUACCCACGAGCAAAAAUGUGUCAUCAGCUGGCAGCAAGCAGCCAAAUGCCAGUAGUCCCCCCCAGGUUGGAUCCUCUUUAUCCAAACCUGCUGAACGCACACCUUUGUCUGUUGUACGGCUUCCUCAAACUUCAGCCAAAGCGGCAGUGACCAAAAAGCCGGCACAGCCUUCCACAAAAGGUCAGCAUUCAACCAAAAACUUGCAAACAAACAGGAGCUUGGCCCCAGCAGCCAAGAAGCCACUCCCAAAGCAGCAGGCAUAUAACAAAGGAACACCUGGUGUGUCAAAAGUUCCUCCUCUGAAAAGCAGGCAAGAUGAUCACUAUUUUGUUAUGACAGGGACUAAAAAGGCCAGAAAGUAAAUUAGUUAAUUUCUUUCUGUGGAAGGCUCUAUUUUGUUCAAAUGGGCCUCUUGUAACUGCUACACUGAGGACAAGGAAAAAAGUUAAAUAACACUACAUUUACUAUGAAAUAUUAGGUAUAACCUGCCUUUUGCUGCCUAAUUUAUUGUAAGAACUGUGUUUAUUUUGCGGUUUAGAAAAUUGUAUUUGGACAUGUUUAGAAGUGAGCUUACUUGCUGUGUAGCACUGUGGAAUGGCAAAUAUGCUGCAGAAAAGUGUGGGAGAGGAAAAGGGAAUUAAGGCUGAUGCUUUUGCAGCAGAACUCUGGUGGUUCUGGCACAUCUGCAUUGAGGUGUGUGACAAGCAACAGAGCUGUGCACAAGCUGUAAAAUUUCUAAUACCUCAAACAAAACUGUGGGUUUUGUUCACUGGUGUCCCAGAACCCAAAUCUGGGUCACAUGUUUCAGAAAGAGAAGAAAUUUUUAGUCCUGUUUAGAUUGGACAGAUGCUGUUAUCAGUAUUCACUGUGCCCCCCCAUAUGCCUUAAAAUGGAUUCAGCUCACUUGGAAGUGGAGCUUGGUUUGUUUUAAAUUGGACACCAAUAAUCAUGGCCUUGAUUGCUCACUUUCACUGUGCCUCAGCCUCUCAAAUUCAGAACAGAACUCUUCAGUGAGCAAUACUACCUUUAAAACCCAGGGCAGUUAACCUUGCUUGGUCCAUGCUCAAAUCUCACUAGCUUGCCUAGAAAGCUCUUGUUGCAUGGAGAGAUGCUCCAGAGUUCCAGGGAGUACACUUUCCUCUGGGCUUGAACCUCAUACCAGUUCCUACUCCUGGAUUGGAGUCCCAAAACAGCUCUGCUGCAGGAACACUGAGCUGCAAGCACUGACCUGCUCAAGCAGAGCUUUACUGCUUUGCAGGAGUGGCCUUUGCAUGUAAGACUGAAUUGCUAAAUACUUUUCUCACUGCUACAGGUUAAUUUUUGUUAGCACUCUAGUUUGCAGUAGCCCUUCUUGUUUUAUUUUAUGAGAUCUCUUUCCUGCCUUUCCUCUAUCGCUCUCUGGAGGUGAGAAGUAGUUUUCCAGAGGAAUAGUCUGCAUUUGCCUUUAAAGAUCUAUGCACUGCUUACACCCAGCUCCUGAAGUCUUUCAGUGGGUUAAACAUCUGUGGUGCUCAACACCUUUACCCUUGAGAAAUGAGCUUCAUGGUAGAUUAAAAGCUACUGUCUUUGGGAAUAGUGCUGUUUGGGUUAUUGUGGAGUUAAUGAACAGUUGUCCCUAGAGACACUGAGGAGCUCUGGAGGUCUUUGAAGACACACUGAUGGUUUCCACAGACCAUCACUUCUGCCUUCCAUUCUCGGUCUGUUUAAGGGCAGGAGUGGGUAUCACUGCCAUGGAGGCUUCUGGAUGGUGGAAGAGAGAUCUCUUUAAAAUGAGAAGAGUUCCAUGGAAUAUGCAGUUUCUGUUGUUCAGGGGUUUUAUUUUGGGGUUUUAUUUUCCCCUGGAGCUAGAGUAAGCAAACAUCACAAACUGAGUUCUCAUGUGAUGUGGCAGAGUCAUAGAGCUGCUUUUCCGAGCACAUUGUUAGCUUAUUUUAUUUAAUUUAUGAUUCUAUUUAUGCAUAUCUACUGUACAAUACUGCUCACAACCUGCUGGGAGUAAGCAGUAGAUGCCGGUAUCCAAACUGUA
Ficedula albicollis (Collared flycatcher) is the source of this 3956-nucleotide messenger RNA. It is a transcript of the gene GAS2L3, whose product is annotated as growth arrest specific 2 like 3. NCBI's taxonomy places the organism in Eukaryota, Metazoa, Chordata, Aves, Passeriformes, Muscicapidae. The transcript is spliced from 10 exons. Gene Ontology annotation, biological process: actin crosslink formation. The coding region runs from base 151 to 2292 and encodes 713 amino acids. The record is from RefSeq and is a predicted model, not a curated record. Gene Ontology annotation, cellular component: actin filament. Gene Ontology annotation, molecular function: microtubule binding; actin filament binding; cytoskeletal adaptor activity.